AUGACUCCUAAAACCGACGACAAACCAGAAGGCGUGACUAGAAAACUGUGUCAAUGGAUCCAAGAUAUAAAUCUAGAAGAUGUGCCAGAUGAUGUGCGCCUUCGAGCAAGAUACCUCAUCCUGGACGGUCUAGCAUGUGCUAUCGUCGGAUCUCGUCUGCCAUGGACAGAAACUGCAGCGCAGACGGUCUUUGCCAUGGAGCCGACGGGGAACUGCAAGGUUUGGGGGUACAAUGAUAAAGCCGUCACACCUCUAUCUGCUGCACUCCUGAAUAGCACGGCCAUUCAAGCAUUUGAGCUUGAUGACUGGCACUUGUCUGCCCCUUUGCAUUCAAACUCCAUUAUUCUGCCGGCUCUCUUCGCCGCUGCACGCCAGCAAGCAAAGUCCACCUCUACAAAGGUCAGCGGCACAAAUUUCCUCCUUUCAGUCAUAGUCGGCUGCGAAACUGGACCAAGAGUCGGACUUGGUCUCUACGGGGCACAUAUGCUCACGCGUGGAUGGCAUUCAGGCGCCGUAUUCGGUCCUUCAGCCUCCGCCGCUGCUGUAAGCAAACUCUUGAGUCUUCCCACAGAUGCCAUUGAGGACGCACUCGGUAUCGCCUGCACGCAAGCCGGUGGAUUAAUGUCUGCUCAAUUUGGGAGCGACGUGAAACGCAUGCAACAUGGGUUUGCGGCGCGAAAUGGUCUCUUUGCCGCUCUGUUGGCUCAAAAUGGUUAUCGAGGAAUUAAAAAUGUCUAUGAAGAAGGAUAUGGAGGGUAUCUGGCCAUGUUUGGACAGGGCUCGGGUAAAGAACCGCCUUAUCUGCCGGAGGAAAUCUGCAAGGAGUUGGGAAAGACGUGGCAAUCGCGACUCAUCAGAGUGAAGCAUCAUUCCUCGAUGGCCGGGACGCAUUGCACGAUUGAUUGUGUGCAGGCACUGCAGGACAAAUAUGCAGAUGAAUUGUCUGAUCCCGACGCAAUUGCCAGUAUUCGUAUCGGCAUGACAGAGGCUGCAUUCAAUCACGGCGGCUUCGACGUGAAGAGACCCGUGGCCACGACAGGCGCGCAGAUGAGUGCUGCAUAUACCGCGGCUGUACAGCUUGUAGAUGGUCAAGUGCUACCUAAUCAAUUCAGGGACGACCAGCUCGAUAGAGAUAUUGUUUGGGACCUUAUUGGCAAGACAGAAUGCUUCCACGAUCUUGAUCUAGGCGAGGAUCGGUAUGCGCAGCGCGUCACUAUCACGCUCAAGGAUGGGAUCGAGUUGAGUGAGACGCUUGACAACCCUCGUAGCGUCUCGCCGGGUUUGUCGAACGAGGAAAUACUCGAGAAGUGGAGACGACUUACGCAGGGUAUUAUCGAUGAGAAGACGCGAGAUCAAGUUCAACAGUUGGUACUGGACAUAGAGGCCUUGGAAGAUGUGUGCAUCGUUGAUGAUCUCAUGAGUAUAUCUGUAUCAAAUCCGUUGCUUAGUUGA
This is a messenger RNA of Talaromyces amestolkiae, 1452 nucleotides long. RefSeq lists its product as uncharacterized. Bases 1 to 1452 code for a protein of 483 amino acids. Gene Ontology annotation, molecular function: lyase activity. The transcript is spliced from 2 exons. Lineage: Eukaryota; Fungi; Ascomycota; Eurotiomycetes; Eurotiales; Trichocomaceae. The record is from RefSeq and is a predicted model, not a curated record.